CUUACGCAAGGAGCUAAUACCUGUUAAGAUAAUAAUGGUCACCUGGAUCACAAAUGAGCUGGCGCUAAUACCCUGAAGGCGUUCAUUGAUGCAUCGCUAAGGACGACCAUGAGUGCAUGUCUGCGCUCCUCACCAGCAGCAGAUAUCCUUUUACUUAAACAUGAGCCUGGAGGAAUCAUCACACACCACUGACUUUUCUGCAGACACAUGCAGUCUUGGAUGAAGCCCAGCCAGAAAAGCGUUUUUACCAGAGACACUGGAUCCUGGGUGGUGUUUGGUCAUGGUAGAAUACUAAGUGUCUUUAUUUAAAAAUGAGAUUUGGUCAAGCAUCUCCAUAGUUUCAAAAAUAUAUUAGAAAACAAUAUUUAUCAUACCAUCGUGCAAAAUUGGUUGUAUUUGGGAAAAUUAAUUGGAAAUAGUAUUCAAACUUUAUGUGGAGCAACAGUAUUCUAUAAUAUUGGGCCAAUCACAAGUCAAAUUCCACGAUUCUUGGAUAUCCUGCUGCCUGGAUGAGUGAAGGAAGGGUUUCCAAACACAAACCAUGGAUAACUCCUUUCAUCCUGCCUGGAAGGAGAUGACAAAUGGAGGGGGGCGCCCCCAUUUUAACAAUGGAGGACAGAAUGGGGGCUCCCACAGCACCAUGCGCUACAUGGUGAAGAAACAGAACCGCCGAAGACACAGAUCCUCCUCACCUAUGGGGCGGGUCAUCCUCAUCAAUGCCCCUGCCGAUGGAGGGGAUGACAGUGAAGACAUUCACACAGUGACGGUAGACAAGAGCUCAGACGGGCGUCUGGGUUUCAGUGUCCGAGGUGGUUCUGAACAUGGCCUGGGCAUCUUUGUGAGCAAAGUGGACGAUGAUAGCUCUGCAGCUCAGGCUGGACUGACUGUUGGCGAUAAGCUAGUGGAGGUCAACGGGGUCAGCCUGGAGAGCAUCACCAUGAGCAGCGCGGUGAAGGUCCUGACGGGCAACAACCGGCUGAGAAUGGUGGUGAGGCGCGUGGGUAAGAUCCCCGGCAUCCGCUACUCCAAGGAGAAGACCACAUGGGUGGAUCUGAUUCAUCGGCGUAUGGUGGUUGAGGAGGGAAGUGGCGCACCAUCGGAGGCCAGCGUCGACUGCGCCCUUCGCAGGAUCGUCCACCUCUUCACCACGUCGGACGACUACUGUCUGGGAUUCAACAUCAGAGGUGGCAAAGAGUUUGGCCUGGGAAUCUAUGUUUCCAAGCUGGACCCGGGUGGUCUCGCAGAGCAGCACGGCAUCAAAAUGGGCGAUCAAAUCCUUGCAGCCAAUGGGGUGAGCUUUGAUGACAUCACCCACAGCAACGCAGUGGAGGUCCUGAAGAGCCACACUCAUGUCAUGUUGACCAUCAGGGAAGUUGGGAGAUACCCGGCAUACAAGGAGAUGGUGGCUGAGUAUGGCUGGCUCGACAAACUAGCAAACGAAGGGCCUCCACCAUCCUCACACGCCUCAGACUCCAACUCCUCCGUGUCUUCCCUGUCCUCCAGCACCCCUCUCAGCUCCCUCAGUGGUCUCUCCCAGGUUCUUUUCCCCCCAAUCUUCCACACUGAGAUGGUCGAUGUCGCCAUCUCCACAGAAGACCGCACCCAGCGUCCCGCCAGCUCUGAGCGAACAGCUGACACGGCCAUACAGACUGACCUCCAAGUUCCAAACUACCUGGACCACCCGUCCCCCAACAGGUCGUUCUCUGACAGGCCGGGCAGCGCAGACACCAGUCGGACUGUGGGUGAAACGCUGCUGUUGAAAGACACGGUCAUACGGGGGAAAGGUGAGGGGCCGAGGGAGAUGGGAGGAGCCAGGGAGGGAGGACGACACAGGGGGAGGGCGUUGUCCACCGGGGACCGGGAAGGUGAGAAACGCUCACCUAAGACGGAAGCGCUGAUGGCGCUGAGCAAACCGCGAAAGCCAAUCAGACGCUCCCAGAGCCACAUCACGCUGUCAGAGGACAGAAAUAAGAAGAAAAAGAAGCAACAGAAGGAAAAGGUGCCAUCCGAGGGUAAAACCAACCUGCAACGAUCCAAAACCUUUGUCAACCUAUUGUUCAGGAAAGACCACAAAGAGAAGAAAUCCCAGAGUCAGCAUCCUGGUAAAGAGAAAGAGCGAAGUCGUCCAUUCCAGCUCUUCACCUCCCCGAGAGAAUCGCGUGUCGGCAGCCCGCUGCUUCGACCCGAGACCCUGCAGCAUGUGGAGGACAUGGCCAAGAAACUGCUCAGCCCGGAUGAGGUGGCGGCUGUGAUGAGACAUUGUCAGCGUUUUUUGUCGGAUAAUGUGAUCGAGGAUUUGGUGCGCCCCCUUCUGGCAAUUUUGGACAGACCAGAGAAGCUGCUGCUUCUCAGAGAAAUAAGAAUGCUGAUCCCCACAACUGAGCUGUGCCAUUUUGACAACAUGGUCAUGCCUUUUGAGCUGGAGGCUUAUGACAUCCUGAAGAAUCGCUCUAGUGAGAAGAAGAUGCGCUCUCCAGCUCUGCGCUCCCCUCGCAGUGGAACUCCUCGACGUCACCUCAUCACACCUGUUCCAGACAACAGAGGUGGGUUUCAACUCCAGUCGGUCCAAAACACCCUGCAGGAGCGUCUGCUGAUCGAGGAGUUUGACAGACUUCGUCUGGCCAGUCAACAGUCAGGCCACCUGCCACCAUCCCGUGCCUUCACCCCACUCCUAGACGUACCUGUGGACAGCUUUGCAUCCAACAUCACACGCUCCCGCUCCCCCUCACCCAGUCACGGCUUCCUCCUGCCCGAGUCACCGUUCAGCACCCAACACGGGCGCCACCGUCUGCCUUCUCCAAGCAGGAGGGAGAACGGGACGCAAAGGUACGACGCCGUCUCCCAGCUGUCUGUGUCUGAGCUGGAGGACGCCGCUCUUGAGCGGGGAAGGUCACCUGUGAGGAACGGCCGGGGAAGACUGAGGAGAGAGGAGAGUCCUGACAGCAUAGAUGCCAGGAGAAGUAGACAGGUGGGGUACACUGAAGUAAGUGUGCGGGUCCCAUCACAGCGCAGAGAGAGAACCCCUCUGGCGGAUGUAUUUGACCCCCAAAGACAGAAGAGCCCAAGCAGAGGCACAUGGAGCACACAGGAGAUGAAUGGACAUUAUGAAAACGGUCACACAGUCAAAACAAAACCAGCCCUGCCAGUGGAGGAAUAUGAAAUCUCAACUGUGACCAUCUCAAAGGCCAAGCCGUCGCUGGGUAUUAGCAUAUCCGGAGGUAUCGAAUCAAAGGUCCAACCCAUGAUUAAAAUUGAGAAGAUAUUCCCAGGAGGAGCUGCAUCUACCAACGAGGCUCUGAAAGCAGGCUACGAGUUGUUGUCUGUGGAUGGCCAAAGUCUGCAGGGAGUCACUCAUCUGCACGCUGUGGACGUUAUUCGUCGUGCAUUCAGCAACAAGGCCAAAGAUCCUAUGGUUUUUGUGGUCAAAGUCCCUCAGAUUACCAACAAGAUCCAUCAAUACAUCUGCUGAAAGACGACAAAAUCUUCACUGACAGACAUUACAAAAAAAAAUCCCUUUCGGAAAAGAAAGAUCUAAACAAAGCUGUGCAUCCUUUAGGAGGCGUCUGUGCAUUUUCCAAGGAGUGUUCUAAGAUAAGAUUUUGAUAAAGUGUGCCACGGUCCAACACACCAGAGCCGUGCUGUGACCUCUGAGCUCUGUUUGACAGUGGAGCCACUUCUCAGCCCAACAGCUCCGCGGGACUGCCAGAAGAUUACCCCAUCCUGUUAAAUGAGAUUUUUUAUUUUUGAUUUAUACCCAGAUUAAGCCCCUGUAUUAUGUCAAAAAUAGAUAGCCAGGUUUUAGAGGAUGUCUGAAGGGAUUAAUACAAAUUGCUGCUCAGUAUUUUUGUGUUGCAUUUGUUCUGGCAGAAGUACUUGGGCUCUGAAGCAAUCCGCCACUUUAAAAGCUUAAUUACACCAGGCUGUGGGCUGAGAUUAUGCAGACAUGUGGAGGAGUUGGAAAAACAUGUCAGUGAGAAAUGCAGGACAUGAAGGCCCAUGCCAGAGUUGAAAUCAGUGUCAGCUAGAGUGGAUAAGGGCAGGAGAAUGAGUCUGUAGUGCCUUACUUCUGUGGAAGAACAGACAAAGUGUUAACUAUAACCUUCCUAUAGAGUUUUCAAAGCACCACAUGCUGGUAAAGUUACUAGAAUUUUCUAUGAUUUUUACACAUGUAUAUCCCAGAACUUAAUCUUAGAAAAACAACAAAAAAAA
Oryzias melastigma (Indian medaka) is the source of this 4209-nucleotide messenger RNA. Its product is annotated as PDZ domain-containing protein 7. The transcript has 16 exons. Gene Ontology annotation, cellular component: stereocilium tip; stereocilia ankle link complex; cilium. Lineage: Eukaryota; Metazoa; Chordata; Actinopteri; Beloniformes; Adrianichthyidae. The record is from RefSeq and is a predicted model, not a curated record. Gene Ontology annotation, molecular function: protein binding. Gene Ontology annotation, biological process: auditory receptor cell stereocilium organization; sensory perception of sound. The coding region runs from base 542 to 3469 and encodes 975 amino acids.